This is a messenger RNA of Zalophus californianus (California sea lion), 1388 nucleotides long. RefSeq names its product hematopoietic SH2 domain containing (gene HSH2D). The transcript is spliced from 6 exons. The record is from RefSeq and is a predicted model, not a curated record. Gene Ontology annotation, cellular component: cytoplasm. NCBI's taxonomy places the organism in Eukaryota, Metazoa, Chordata, Mammalia, Carnivora, Otariidae. Bases 97 to 1272 code for a protein of 391 amino acids.
UCGAAACCAAGGCUCCUGCAGGCUCCAAGGACAGCAGGAGGGAGAGCCUCAGCUGCCCAGGGAUCUCCCAGGUAACCGCUCCCCAGGAAGCAAGCCAUGACAGAAGUGGAAAAGCUGCCCCCACCACUGCCCCCACGACUGGACUGGUUCGUGCAGACACAGGUGGUUCAGCUGGCCCAAGAAGGGGUCCCUGCAUGGUUCCACGGUGCCAUCUCGAGACAGGACGCCGAGAAUUUGCUGGAGUUACAGCCACUGGGAUCCUUUCUCAUUAGAGUGAGUCACAGCCACGUGGGCUACACACUGUCCUACAAAGCCCAAAGCUGCUGCCGCCACUUCAUGGUGAAGCUCUUGGAUGACGGGAGCUUCGUGAUCCCCGGAGAGGAGAAGGCCCACACCUCGCUGGACGCCCUGGUCACCUUCCACCAGCAGCAGCCUGUGCGGCCGCACAAGGACCUGCUGACUCAGCCCUGUGGGCAGAAGGAUCCAGAGAACUUGGAUUAUGAGGAUCUCUUCCGUUACGCCAAUGCAUUGACUGAGGAAGUUGCCAGCCCCGCCCAUGUCCCCAGGGAACAUCAGAAUCCAUCCUCCUGUCCCAGGGCUGCACCUGAGGAGAUGUCUGAGCGGGACCCAUGUCCCAACCUCCAGGGCAGAGUCAGAGCUUUGGUGGGUGGGACAGCCCCAGGUCUCACCUGCUCUGGGUUUCAGACCUCAGCGAGGCCGGUCCUGCUCCAUCACCCAAGAGGAAGGAAGCCACCAGCAGAGAUGGACAGAGCUUCCACGGAGGAAGCCACUUCCUCCUGCCCCCCAAAAGCUCCUCUUGAGAAGGCUUGCCAGAAACUCUGGAAGAACCUCAAGAUGCUCCCCCAGACAGGCAAGAGGGUCCAGCAGCAGCUGACAUCCCACCUGCCUUCUACGAACUUGUCAUCGCCCUGGAGUGCUGGGCCACCGGCAGUGACACACAGCUCGGGGGCCAGGCCAGGUGACGCACACUGGGAAGAUAAUGUCGACACAGACCGCUCUGUGGCCAUGUCCCUUGCAAGCCCUUCGCAGCCCCAGGAUCUGAGAGGCAGAGCUGACCCCUCCAGAAAGGUCUCAAGAUUGGCCAGCUGGAGCGAGGCGACCCCGAGGGUCAAGGGUUGGCACCAAGCAGUAGUGAGGGUCCUGUCCCCAAAAGUGUCCAAACCAGAGACAAAGGACUUGGCAGAACCCCAGAAGGACUGGCUCCCCGAGGAGUACCGCCCACCGCCACCCUUCGCCCCUGGGUACUGUUAGAGAAGAGCUUUGCCCUGGCUCUGGGGGCUGCUCACACUGGACCCCUUAUUGUCUACCCACCAGUCCUCAGGAACCUGAAAAAUAUAAUAAAGACGUUGCUUGGGUCUGGUCCUACA